Mytilinidion resinicola is the source of this 539-nucleotide messenger RNA. RefSeq lists its product as uncharacterized. The record is from RefSeq and is a predicted model, not a curated record. The coding region runs from base 97 to 351 and encodes 84 amino acids. Lineage: Eukaryota; Fungi; Ascomycota; Dothideomycetes; Mytilinidiales; Mytilinidiaceae. The transcript has a single exon.
CUCUCCCACUAACACGUUUCCUCUUCUCAUUCACUCACUCACUCACUCAUUUCCUACACUCGCAUGAAGCCUAGGCCUCAUCACAAGCAAUCAGAUAUGCCCGACCAGUUCGAUACGCCCGGCAGUGGGCAACUCCAUAACUCCAACAUUCCACAAGGUGCUAGGGGAGUUGGUCACCAGGGCGGUUACAACACACAAGAUGAUAUCUUCGAGGACGACGAUGGAGAUGGAGUACCACAGGUGCUCUUCACUCGAUCAUCCUCACGCGAGAAGAAUUGCAACAACAAGCGGCGCAAACGCAUUAGUGAAAUACUCAACACCGUUAUUAAAAAUGCCUACCCGGACACUUAGGAGCCCACUACUAUCGCAGGCGAUUCCCAGCCGGACGGCGAGAACCACAUCAGCCUGGACCUCCUCCUUGAUUUGCACGACAUUAACGCCCUUAUUAAAUAAAUAGGGGCUACGCAGUUCCAGAACUCUAUACAGCUCCAGGCGUGGAUUAAUUAGAACCCCUGCCUAGCCUUCCGCUUGUUACACUC